This is a messenger RNA of Chiloscyllium plagiosum (whitespotted bambooshark), 5359 nucleotides long. Lineage: Eukaryota; Metazoa; Chordata; Chondrichthyes; Orectolobiformes; Hemiscylliidae. The record is from RefSeq and is a predicted model, not a curated record.
AGACGAUUUCGGCUUUUGUAAUGCCAGAUGGACUGUAUCAGUUUAAAGUCAUGCCAUUUGGCAUGAAAAACACUCUGGCCACAUUUUCAGAGACUAACCAUAAGGUCAUUGCUGGAUUACCCAACUGGGUGGUGUACAUUGAUGACUUGGUGAUUUUUAAGUCACUCAUUGAAGGAACAUUUACAACAUUUAUUGGACUUGUUUGAUUGACUUUGGAAAGCAGGUUUGGUGAUAAACCUAGCUAAAAGUGAAUUUGCCAAAGCUCAAAUAACCUUCCUAAGCCAUGUUAUUAGUCACGGAUAAAUGAUCCCAUGCGAUGCGAAAACGGAAGUAAUUGGGGAGUUUCACGUACCAUCAACAAAAAGAGUAGUACUACGGUUCCUGGAAUUCACUGGAUUUUAUUGAAGUUGUUGCGAGAGCUGAAGCAUCCCAAUGUUAUUGCUUUGCAAAAGGUGUUCCUUUCACACAGUGACAGAAAGGUCUGGCUCCUGUUUGAUUAUGCAGAACAUGAUUUAUGGCAUAUUAUCAAGUUCCAUCGUGCCUCAAAAGCAAAUAAAAAGCCAGUACAGCUUCCAAGGGGAAUGGUCAAAUCAUUGCUUUAUCAAAUACUUGAUGGAAUUCAUUAUCUCCAUGCAAACUGGGUUCUUCAUAGGGACUUGAAACCCGCAAACAUCCUAGUGAUGGGGGAAGGACCAGAACGAGGACGUGUAAAAAUAGCGGACAUGGGUUUUGCCAGACUGUUUAAUUCUCCACUAAAGCCUUUGGCUGAUUUGGAUCCAGUAGUAGUAACAUUUUGGUAUCGUGCACCGGAGUUACUGCUUGGAGCCAGACAUUAUACAAAAGCAAUUGAUAUCUGGGCAAUUGGAUGCAUUUUUGCAGAACUUUUAACAUCAGAACCUAUUUUUCAUUGUCGCCAGGAAGAUAUCAAAACAAGUAAUCCCUUUCACCAUGAUCAAUUGGAUCGUAUUUUCAGUGUUAUGGGAUUUCCGGCUGAUAAAGAUUGGGAAGACAUCCGCAAGAUGCCUGAAUACCCAACUCUGCAGAAAGACUUCAGGAGAACAACCUAUGCUAACAGCAGCCUUAUUAAAUAUAUGGAGAAACACAAAGUCAAGCCGGACAGUAAAGUAUUUCUUCUGCUGCAAAAACUCCUGACUAUGGAUCCAACGAAAAGGAUCACUUCUGAGCAAGCUCUGCAGGAUCCAUACUUCUUGGAAGAGCCUUUACCAACUACAGAUGUCUUUGCAGGUUGCCAGAUUCCAUAUCCUAAGCGGGAAUUUCUAAACGAAGAUGAGCCAGAAGAGAAAGGUGAAAAGAAUCAACAGCAAACCCAGCAACAUCAGCAGCAGACAGGACAGAAUCAACAGCAGCAAGCACCCCAACAACAAAACAGCACACAGACAAAUGGGACAGCUGCUGGAGGAGGAGGUGGUGGAGGAGCACCGGGUGGAGGCCUACAGCAUAACCAGGACAGCAGUCUCAAUCAGGGACCUCCAAACAAGAAACCUCGCAUAGGCACAUCAGCUACAACCUCUGGUGGCUCUGCCAUGCCAACUGAUUACCAGCACUCUGGCACACGUCUGGGUUACCAAAGCAAUGUACAGGGUUCUUCCCAAUCCCAGAACGCUACAGGAUAUUCAUCUUCAACUCAGCAGAGCUCACAGUAUUCACACCAGUCCCACAGGUACUGAUCAGCACUGCUGACAGAAAGGACUUCAAAGGAAAGCCUUCAGCAAUAUUAUGGUAUAUGGUUCCAAUGAGAGGAACCUAAUGAAUAUGACUGACGCAUGUAAAAUUUAUUGUAUUCAGAAAUAUAAACUGGCAUUAUUUAGAAAAAAACAUUGUUCACAUAAUAAUGUUUUGACUGUCUGGAAGUUUUCAAAUACCAAUGCCACUGAGAAGGUUCCAGUCAAGGCCAUUUCUCUGAAGUUGUGUGUAAAUAUCUUUUAAAUAAUUUUAACUCAGCACUUGAGUUUCUGAACUAAAAAGCAGGUGAAAUUCAUUCACUGUUUUUAGAGCACUUUUUGAUGCAGUGACAGGGAUUCCUGUUGCCUGUCCUAAAAUCUAAAUAUAGGAAUUCUAUUUUCUCGACAUACAGCUUAAAAUAUUAAUCAGUUAACUCUUCAAUCACAAAAUAGUAUCACGUGGCUCUUUCUAGGUCCUUAAAUUUGUACUUAUAAUUGGUACUCUUUUUGUUUUGCUACAUUUAUAAAUUGCACUGCACAAACAAUUUUGAAAGGUUUCUUCAACUGCUCUGUUUAAAAGCUUCAGUUAUAACAAAUGUUAAAUGUAAAAGGUUUUAAAAAAUGACUGGCAGCAAAUGUGAAAAUUCAUUCUGUUUUCUUCCACAACGCACAGCACCAUAUGCACAUGAAACCACCUCUUUACUCUGUGUAACCUGCCUGCUGAUUGUAACUUAAAAUUCCCAACACUGAAAACGAACUUCCAUUUGUUUGUGCUCCCAGUGUUGAGCUUCCUGUGUCAGGUCGUACAUGCAGAAUUUGGGUGGGGGAAUGGCGUCAGAAGCUCUGAUUGAUAGCUGCAAUGAAUUUCUAUCCGUGAGCUACCAGUGAAAAACUGUGGAAGUUGUGACUCGGUUGCACCAACUACAUACCUGAGUUGCUAAUAUGUGCUUUCAUUAAGCAAAGCUCUGGACAAGAUUUUAACUAACUAAAAACCCAGCUAUUUGCAGAGUUAAAAUCAGACCCUCCAUGACUGGAGCGAUAAAUUGUAAAUAUAAUUCCAUAUUUUUACCACUCUUCUUAAAAAAAAUGAAUCUAGUAUUUCUCCCUUAUCUUCAUAGAAAUGUGCCCCAUCUCUUUGGGCUUCCAGUUGGCUAGUUUCUCAGGGAAUCUCUAGUUUUCACUAUUUUUCAGGUUUAUUCUCUAUAAAACCCUUAUGUUUCACAGAGUUUGUUUCAAUUCAAGCGGUACAAUAGGGACUUCCAAUGCUCCAAUUGUCUGUCUGUGUCAGAAGUUAAUUCUAUGUCUAGUUUUGGAAGUGAGGCUAUAAAUUAAUUGAAGUCUUGGGAAGGCACAAAACAUGGCUAAAGCCUAAAGCCAUCUUCUAAACAUGAGAUUAGGUUAAAUUUCUACUUUUUUUUUGUUGUUGCAUAUGUAAUUCACAAUGUGCACAGAGUAAAAUGUUUACUUUUUAGAAGUCUCAGGGCUUCUUACUUUGGGGAAUAUUAAUUUUCCUUGCAGUUCUAAAUUAGAUUCACAGAAAUAUAGUCACUGCAUAGGAUGCCCUUUACUAUCGGUUUAUUGGAAAGCAGGUGCAGAAAAAGAUCAGCAUCUAUAUUUAUGUUAAUUAAAUGCUAAUAAGAUGUCAGUUUGAUGAAUUGGCAAACUGUCAUUUUAUCUAUUAUGUUAGUGCAUUAUAACAUUCAAUAAUUUCAAAAGUGGAGUCUUCAGACAAUAGGUGACUCCUACAGUUCUAUUUAUGCAGCUAUAACAUCUUGAACUUAAUACAUGCACAGAUUGCAUAAAUCAGUGUAAUCUUUCUAUCUCACUCUCAAGAUCCACUUGUGAAGCCACAGGUAAUGGGCAUACAUUAACUUGAUUUUUGGCUUAAUUUAAAUACUGCCUAAAAAUAGGUUCACAAUCAUGUAACUAAAUCUUCUGAAAGGAAACUAGAAUAAAUGAGAGCCUGACUAGUUUGAGAAUUGUAUUCAAGAAUUGAUCAUCUUGAACUGGUGUCCUGUCAAUGUUAGGGAGUAAUUGAUCUCAGCAUUCUUUAUUAUUAUUUUCAACAACUAGAAUUUUACAAGACAAAAUAUCCUUAAGAGCUUACUUUUACCUCUAUAGAAGACAAAAUUGACUUCAAGACUGCAGAUAAUAUUUUAUCUGAUCACAAGUCCUGUAAUUGCAUUCAUGCAUAAUUAAGUAUUUCAACCAUCUUCAACACUUAGUUUUAUUUAGUUAUCCAAAUAACACAUAGCUGAACUCACUUCAGUGAAAAUGAUGAACAGUUAAUUAACACUUUGUAUCAUCAGCCAGCUAUAUUAUUCUGACCCUUGUUGGUUUCUUAGUAUAAAAUAUGUAAAAUGGAAGAUAUACUUUUAAAAUAAUACUAACAAGUCCUCAAAGUCCAGAAAGUUGAUAAUAAAAUUAGGUGACUGAUUACCCAGUGUUUUAUGUAAUCUUCAGCUUCUGUGCACCAUUAUCUGUCUUUGGGAUUGUUGAUCAGGCCUCAGUCGAUGAAUCUGACAGUGCUACAUCCUGGUAUUUCUACUACUUGGAACAAACAUGGAUCUUGGUUGAGAAUUUGUGCUGUGGAAGCAAUGUAAUCAACAGUUUUUAUUAACUAUUUUGUGGUUUUUUAAAGUAAAACAUUGUGAAAAGAUUUGCUGAUCUUUUCAAAAUGUGGUUAGAAACAAGUUCACAAAUUAAGAAGCUCCAUAACCAAAUAAAAAUGCUUAAUUUUUAUUAACCACAUUUUAAAUUAUUUAAAAGUGUAUUUCACACUGGUCAGGGAACAGUUUCAAGAAGUGCAGACCAGGGGAAAUAUUAUCUAGGUGCAGUUGGCCAAGCCAAACAUUGAUAUUGUGGUUAAACAUUUGUUAGCGUGCAACAGUUAGAAAGUCAUGAAUUAUUUGUCUGGUGCAUCAUAAUCUGUAGUGCAAUAUUGUGCCUGAAUUCUUCAAAUUAAUUUUGCUAAUAUCGUCAAAUAUUUACAUUAUUCUGCACAAUGUCUUUCCUGCUUGUAGAAUACUCUUUAAAACCAAUCACCGCUGUCUCAACAGUGCCUGUAAGUUGUUAAACUCCUGUGGUUCUGAAUGGUUAUUACAACUGGAAAUGUUAGCUGUGUUUCUCUCCCCAGAUACUGAGCUGUUCAGCAUUUCCAGUAUUUUUCUUUCUUGCUGAAUUUUCAGAAGAACAAUUUGAAGCAGAAAACCCAUUAGUUCCUUCAAAUGAUCUCAAUUUUAGCAAAUAGUUUUCAACUUCACCAUGUUAUUUCCUUUUACUCAUUUUAAUCUUUGGGAUAUAGGUGAUCCUGAUGAGGUCAGCAUCUGUUGUCCAUCCCCCUUAAACUGAGUUGCUUGCAAUUUCAGAGGUCAGUAAAGAGUCAACUGCGUUUCUGUGUCUGGAGGCAGCUAAAGGACAGAUCAGGUAGGAAAAGCAGAUUUCCUUCUCAGAUGGAUUUUGUGACAAUCAGUGUUGAUUUCAUGGUAAUUUCAAGGCUAGGUGGUAUGCCCGCCCCCCCCCCCCCGUGAAUUAGGCGACAGGUCAGACCAGGCAGUGCACGGAACAUGGCUUUACAAGAUAUCCCAUAUUCAUUAUUAUUUUUACUUACAGUGUGGAAACAGGCCCUUCGGCCCAACAAGUCCACACCGCCCCGCCGAAGCGCAACCCACCCAUAC